UAUGAUAUUCUGCACUUCGAAGUACGUCGACGCUCAAGAUUUCGCCACGUCAUAAUAGAUUUUUGCAAAUGAGGCAAAGCGCUGCGUUUCAGGAAGGGAGUCGCUCAAUCAGACCAGACGGCGUCCAAAACUCUCUCGAGUCGCGCAAGUGGAGACGUCCCAGCACCUCCGGCUCCACCUAGAAGGGGAAUAGUGAAAUGGGCCCUCGACAAUGUCGAGUCUGCAAGGAAGCACAAUCAAAAUACAAGUGUCCCUCAUGUCUAGCACCUUAUUGUUCUGUGGUCUGUUUCAAGAAGCACAAAGAAAUCCCAUGUGCUAAGCCGGUAUCUUCUGAAGCUCUCGAUCCAGAAUCACAUGUAGAGAGACCAUUAAAUGUUGAAGAACCAGAUGAUGUGCUACAAAAGUUGCAACUUGAGGCUAUUGCUUCUUCUGGUGAAAUCCGUGAUGCUUUGAAGGAUGAAAACCUGCAGAAAAUCAUCCGCAAUAUUGAUUGUUCCCCAGAUGCUGAGAAUGAACUUGAGAAAGCCAUGGGAGUGGAGGCGUUUUGCAUGUUCACCGACAAGCUUUUCUCAGAUUCUAUCCAUCAUCAACCCGUAGCUCCAACUAGCUAUAACUAAAGGAGGAAGAUGAAAUUUUUACAGGAAGUUAAAGAUUCUUCUACAAAGCCAGCAGUUUGUUAAAUCAACUUCUAGUUUGACUUCAAUCUGGCUGGCAGCUAGUACAUCCCUUGCUCCGUGAGUGUCGCUUCAUGCAAGUCUAUCGAUAGGAGUCCUCUGGUGUAAUAUAUAGGUUGAGAAUAUUUCAAUUUAGGGUCUGGUUAAAAAGUACAUUUCAAGUUUCAAUUUUUCUGUACAAAUAGUAGAUGGGAUAGGAGCAAAACGGCUCCAAUUUCUCUUGCCUAAUAUCAUCAAUAAAUAAGAAUAUGACGAUGAUGAAGGCCUUGGUCUUGGGGUAGUACUCCCUUUAAGGUUCAAGGUUCAACACAUCAUAAAUACAAACAAUUUUUUGGAAUCA
Carya illinoinensis is the source of this 1014-nucleotide messenger RNA. Its product is annotated as zinc finger HIT domain-containing protein 3-like. The transcript is spliced from 8 exons. Gene Ontology annotation, cellular component: pre-snoRNP complex; nucleus. NCBI's taxonomy places the organism in Eukaryota, Viridiplantae, Streptophyta, Magnoliopsida, Fagales, Juglandaceae. The record is from RefSeq and is a predicted model, not a curated record. Bases 198 to 617 code for a protein of 139 amino acids. Gene Ontology annotation, biological process: maturation of LSU-rRNA from tricistronic rRNA transcript (SSU-rRNA, 5.8S rRNA, LSU-rRNA); box C/D snoRNP assembly; snoRNA localization.